Molecule: messenger RNA, 5127 nt
Organism: Suricata suricatta (meerkat)
Lineage: Eukaryota; Metazoa; Chordata; Mammalia; Carnivora; Herpestidae
Gene: RNF166
Product: ring finger protein 166
Exons: 5
Coding region: 4184-4840 (218 amino acids)
Biological process (GO): protein polyubiquitination; ubiquitin-dependent protein catabolic process
Molecular function (GO): ubiquitin protein ligase activity
Source: RefSeq, a predicted model, not a curated record
CCGUCCCCGUCCGCUUCAGCCCAGCCUCCUGCCCGCCAGUCCCGGGCGACCCGACCACCCCGUCGGAGCACCGGGCGACCUGCAGCCCUGCUGUCCCGGGGCCCCUGGGGUCUGCGGACGGCUGCCGCGGACCUAUCCGGGUCCUCGGAGGGCAGCGGGCGACCUCUGCGCCAGUCGCCUUCGAUCCCGUCCCCUGGAGACUCGGGUGGGCAUGUGUAAAUAAAUGUCUUGUGGCUUUUGUUGCCAAUUCCUUUCCGGACCCGCUGUCUGCUUGUCUUGACUGCAGAGGACAGGACUUCCCUAAAGUUAGGCGAGGGGCUUGUGGGGACUCCUGUGCUGUUUUCUUUUGUUUUGGCGGAGAACUUGGAUCCUAUUUAUCAUUGAGCAGCCGGGCGGGCAGCCAGGUGGCCCUGGGGGUCCGGGGUUUCCGGCCGCACCGGGGCCUGCAGCGGGCUCCUGCAGGGUGUUUCAGCAACAGAAACCUGAGGAUGUGGCUCCCCUCGCAACUGAGAGCUGCACUCAAGUCUCCUCGGAGCUGCCAGCCUUGUUGGAAGGGAGCCGAGAGCAGUGUCUGCUCUGCGACUCUCUCCUGGCUGAAUAAAACAGCUCUUGAGUGUAAUGAGCAGGCUGGGAAGAGGGGUCAGGAGGGCUGGGUAGGCAGCAGGCGGGGCUCCGAAGGAGGUGGGGCUUUCACUCCAAGGGUCUGGGCCGGUGCACCCAGUCGAGUAGUCUCCCCUAGAGCAUUUUGCAAACCAGGCUAGCGGACUUGGGAGGCUCCUGAUGCAAAGAUGGAACUGCUGGUACGCGUGUGCCUGCCAGCCCCCGGGGCGCGGCAGCACCCAGGAUGGCCUCCUCAGGCAGCACGGGCGCCUGCCCGCACCAGGAGAGCACUCCAGCUUGUGGAGAGGGGCUCGGGGCCUCUCUUUCUCAGGCCACUUGUGACAUUUUGUCAGAGCAGUCUCUGAACAGGACACCGUUCUUGUAAGCGCCAGUGGGUGUUUUGAGGUGUGUUCUGCACUUGUUUGGUCCCUCAUUGGGAGAACCGUGAGGCUUGUCCUGGGACCAGCGUUUAGAAAGCCCCUCCUGGUCUUCGGAUUUUGUCCCCUUGGCAUCAGCAUUUACGCAGCCCUGGGCCACAGCAUUCCAGUCUUCUGGAGAACAAUCUGUGUCCUCUCUCCAUUUUCUAAAUAACCCUUUUCUUAAAAUGUGGUCUUUAGACAACACUGUACAGAAUUGUUGGGAAAGCGCCACCUCCCGUAAACCCCUCCCCCACCAGGGUUUUCCUGGCACAGUCUGCUCUCUCCCAGGUCUCGGGCGGCCCCAGAGCCUCUUCUGUAACUUCUUCCGUAAAAGACUUCCUCCCCAGCUCUCCCUGCUGGCUUAUUGUCUGGGCUGUUCUGUCUUGGUCUCUGACUUUUCCUCAGCGUCUUGUCUGGUAUCGUGAAGGCACAGGUGACAUAAAGGCUCCCCCUUGGCCCUAAAAACUGUGCUGGUCUGAUUAUGCCGUCCGCACAGUGACCGAACCAGCUUCUAGUGGGGAGAGGAGCCGUGUGCGGGCAGCACGGGACGAAGAGGAGACGUCAUGGGGGGCGGUCGGUCACGAGGCCCGUGGCGAGGCCUGCGGAAGAGCUCCCGAGAAUGCCCCAGGAGCCCCAGAGGGAGCUGGUGGUUCCUCCGGGCCCGGGGACAUCCUCGGGCCUAAGUCACCCCUGGAACCAGAAGCCACUUGGCUGUUAUCCUCUGAGGCCGUCGCCGGACAGCCUGGGCCCGCCGGGCAGGCUCAGCCCUCGCUCCCUCUGGCCUCCGGUCCUGCCGCCUCAGCGUCCUCACAGGCUGUCAGAAAAAUAAAAACGCUGACUCUCUAGGGUCAACACAGGGAGUGACAGACACUGAGUGCCCCGUGCACCACGGCCUCGGGGCAGCUGCUGUCGUUCUGCUCUGCUAUUAGAGACCUCGUUCCCAAGUGUCACGGCAAAGCCAGAGUUGGUGCUCAGGCGGUCAGGCCCCCCCUGCCCCAGCCUGGGCUCUUGCAGCAGUGACCCUAGAGGUCCUGGGGACCACUGAGCCUUUACAUCCCCCACCCCCGGCACCCAGACCAACAAGCAGGCUCUGGGCAGAGUCCCAGAGGCCCCAGGAGUCCCCGUCACCCCCUGCCUGGUGGCUGCGAGCACAGGCAGGCUUACCUGGAUUUGCAUGUGGGAACCAGGACGUGAGCCAUCGACACCAUCCGAAGAGGCUGCGGAAGUUGGGCUCUGCCACUCAGGACAGCUCCGGGUGCCUGUGGGCCCGGCCCGAUUGCCUUCUUGGGCCCCCGAGUCUGGGGUGGGAGAGCAGACCCCCCCAGCUGGCUCUGUCCACUGAGAAGCCCCUCGGGCACGUGCGGGCAGAACCUCCUUGGAAGAAGUGGGCACCGCCUGGCACCCCUCCGCAGUCAGUGUGGAGACCCGGCUGCCGGCUGGUCGUGCCUCCGGCCCUGUGGCACCAGGCGGGCAUGGUGGGGUUCUGGCGGGGGCCACGCGGGCCUUCUCACGCCCCCGAGCUUCCCUGCCUCCUGCUGCUGGCAGAGUGGUGCCUUCACCUCAGCCAGCCUCUCUUGUCAGAGACGGCACCCAGGGCCCUGCCUUCCGCUGCCGCCGUGGCGAUGGCGCGCCCCGGGUGCUCCUGUGGCCUUGCCUCCUGCGUGCGGCUCUCACAGCUGUGCCAGGCACGACCUCUGAGUGUACACGUCAGUGAGUGUCGGGCAGUCCGCCCGUCAACCUUCCGUCACUGCUGUCUCCCCAGGAGGAAACUUCCUCCCCAUGAGCCACCAGACCCCCCCGGCCCCCGCCCCAGAAACCACCAGUCUGCAUUCUGUCCACGGUGGGUCUGCUCUGGACUUUUCACGCAAACGGAAUCACACAACACGCGUCCCGAGCAUGGUGUUGCUGUGGCUCACCCCCCUGGCGGCAUCCGCCAUCUUUCACCUUCGCAUGUCCGUGUGUCCAUCGCCCACGGACCAUGUUGCCCCCACUGGGACAGGAGCAGGGCUCUCCUCCAGUGACCUGGCCAAGUGAGUGGCCUCCCUUGGCCAUUAGGCUGGGCACAUCCCCGGGGUGGCCAGAGACCGGUUCUGGGUGGGCGGGCACCUCUGUUACGGGCCUGCCAUGGGUGCCCGCACCGGCUGAGGUAAGGGACAGGUGGACCAGCGUCCCGGCGCUCUGGGGAAAGGGCUGCUGGGAAUUUCCUUGGCCUUGGGCCAGCCUGGGCCUUCUCACGUGCAGUGUGGGUGCAAACGCUGACAAGCCUGGGCAGGGGCUGCACCAGAUGCCCGCGGUUGGGAGGGCACCCAGCGCUGGGCAGCAGGAGGGACUCUGGAUCGCGCUUGGCUGCCUAUUCCCGGGAAGGAGGUGGGAGAAUGCUGCCUGCUUCGCCUCGCGGAGUGGAGUUGGGGGGGAGCCCUCACGCCCGGCGCCCCCCAGUCCCACCUGCGCCGUCACACAGGGGAGAGGUCAGCUGGCCUCGCCCGAUGCCCUGCAGCCUCCGAAGGGGCCGUGCCCCUCGCGGGUGUGGGCCUGGCCUGACCCAGGGGCCGCGUCCGCAUCUGCGGUUCCCACGGCGCUUCCUGCGAUCCAGCCCCCCCCCCACCCGGGUGUCUUCUAGCCCGGAGGCCCCACUGACUGCCUUUCCUCCUGCCUGAGUGACAGGCGGCGGGGGGGGGGGGGUGCAUAUCUGUGUCCCCUGGCUGUCCUCCUGAUGCGGCAUCUCCAGGACAGUGCCAAGAGCCCAAGGCUGCAAAGAGCCUCGGGUGCCUGAGUGCGUGCCUGGGGCCUGAGCCGCCUCUGUCACCGUGCCUCCGCUCAGGCUCCGUCCACGGCCAGUGAUAGCCCCGCUGCACAGCUUUGGCCCUGCCGAGUCCAGAGAGUCUCGGGCCUGUGGGGCCCUGUGGUUUCCUCUCCCAGCACUGUUUGUGGUCUUGCUCUUGAGAGCGUGUGGGUGGGACGUCCCUGGAGCACCUGAGGCACUGUCACCACAUGGCCGGGCCCGGUCUCCCCCCGCGGCUGCGGCACUGGCUGGGCACAGAGCACCAGCCGACGCUUCACCGGCAUCCUGGACACGGCAGCCCUGGAAACCCGCAGCGGGAGGGGACUGGGCUCGUCUUUUAGCCAGAGAGCAGCUGUCCCAUCAGUAGGAUUUAGGAGCAGAAAUGACCGUCUCCAGAAACGCGCCGCCGACGGGGAAGGACCGGGCCUGUGAGGUGCAGGCCCGCAGCAGCGCUCCAGCCCGUGCCCCCUGCCGCUGCAGGUUCUGCGGGGAGUGCCUCCAGCCGUGCCUGCAGGUGCCAUCGCCCCUGUGCCCGCUGUGCCGCCUGCCUUUCGACCCCAAGAAGGUGGACAAGGCCACCCAUGUGGAGAAGCAGCUCUCCUCCUACAAGGCGCCCUGCAGGGGCUGCAACAAGAAGGUGACGCUGGCCAAGAUGAGGGUGCACGUUUCCUCCUGCAUGAAGGUCCAGGAGCAAAUGGCCAACUGCCCCAAGUUCGUCCCUGUGGUGCCCACGUCCCAGCCCAUCCCCAGCGCCGUCCCCAACAGGUCCACCUUCACUUGCCCCUACUGUGGCGCCCGAAAUCUGGACCAGCAGGAGCUGCUGAGGCACUGUGUGGACAACCAUCGCAGUGACCCCAACCGCGUGGUCUGCCCCAUCUGCUCGGCCAUGCCCUGGGGGGACCCCAGCUACAAGAGCGCCAACUUUCUGCAGCACCUGCUGCACAGGCACAAAUUCUCCUACGACACCUUUGUGGACUACAGCAUCGACGAGGAAGCUGCCUUCCAGGCUGCCCUGGCCCUAUCCCUCUCCGAGAACUGAAGGCGCAGCCUAGCCGCUGGACCUGCACCCUCCCAGCGCAGGGCACAGGGCCGUGCGGGCUCCGUGAGGCCCAGCACCUGCGUGGGAGCGCACCUUUGGGACCAAGCGGGGCGUCUGUGGCCACGGGGGGGCAGCCCCGAGCCCACCGGCUGCGUCCUCACCGGUGGCUGGAUCUUCGGUGCUUCAGGCAGAGCAGGCCCCGGUAGGGGGCCGGCGCGACGGGCCUGGGGGCAGCCAGCUGUCUGUCUCAAAGCCAUGAGUCCCCCCCCCCCCCCCCCCCCCCCCCC